This is a messenger RNA of Daucus carota subsp. sativus, 915 nucleotides long. RefSeq names its product glutathione S-transferase T3-like. The transcript has a single exon. The record is from RefSeq and is a predicted model, not a curated record. NCBI's taxonomy places the organism in Eukaryota, Viridiplantae, Streptophyta, Magnoliopsida, Apiales, Apiaceae. The coding region runs from base 1 to 915 and encodes 304 amino acids.
AUGUAUCCUUUUCUUUCUGGCCAAAAUUUUUCAACAUCACUUCCACAAUUUGGAAAUGACCCGACACCAAUAAAUGUUCAAGAAUCUCCACUGUCACAAUUUUCUACUUUUAAUAGUAGAGAAGUCAUAGAUUUGAAUGAUAAUAGCAUUGAAGUUGAAGAUAUACGAGAAAAUAGUGUUCAAUGGAAAUGGGAGGAAGAUAAGCUUUUAAUCAGUGCUUGGUUAAAUGUCUCAAUUGAUCCACUAACCGGUACAGAUCAGAAGGGUGAAACAUUUUGGGAAAGGAUUCGUCAAUAUUGUGAAGAAAGCGAUCAUGGUCUUAUCAAAAGAGGGGUUGUAGCUAUAAGAAAAAGAUGGCAACGAAUCAAUGAAGGGGCUCAAAAAUAUGGAGCAUGCUUUGAGAAAGCACAGAAAUUAAUUGGAAGUGGCUCAAAUAUGGAUGAUAUAAUAGAGAAAGCCCAUAUUCUCCACAAAGAUACAUAUGGUAAGAAAUGUAACUUUGAUAAGCAUUGGAGUGAGCUUCGGAGGCAACCAAAAUGGAGAACUCCUACAACAAAUAGCGGGAGUACAAAGAGAACUAAAUUAAGUGAUUCUGGAGCUUAUUCGUCAUCAGCUAACAAUGAGACACCAGAUGACAAUAAUAUUGUGGAAUCCCCGGUUCAUCCUAAAGGCACAAAAGCUGCAAAGAGAAAAGCAAAGGGAAAGAAGAAAAUCGUGGAUGUGGAUGCUGAACGCUAUGAAGAAAUGACAGCGGUUCAAUGUAGGAAGCUAUCUUUAUUGGAAGAAUUUAACAAAAAUCAUGAAAAAGAAAUGGACUUAAAGAUCAUUAUGGCAGACACAAGUAUAAUGACUGAAGCUCAACGUGAAGUGCAUGCAUCGCUGGUUGAAGAAAUAAGAAGGAAAAAUAGGAAGUAA